UUUUUCACUCUUCUUCUUAUCCACUACCAGGGGAAAUAAUUCUACUAUUCCUGUUAGCUAUUGAAGUAGAAUAGUUAUCCCAGAAUAGUUAUCCACAUCCGGGAGCGUCCCUUUCUCUUUAAAUGAUUAAAUCUCUUAGCGAGUGAUAUAUUUGUUUGGUAGCGAGAGGAUGUAGAGAUUUAUCUCUUUGUUUUCUACUUUGUUGCGGACUUCUCAGAGAUUUUCGGACUUUUUGGCGCAGGUGAGAGGUGGGAGAUUCAGGAGAUUUCAACGAGGUAGAAAGUGGGCGUUUUUUUUCUUGUUCUUUCCUUCUUUUUGUUGUUAUUGCUUGGUUUUAGAGUUUGAAUUUUGGGGUUUUAGAGUUUUGUGAGGAAUUGGAAGGGGAUUGAGAAUGGGAUUCGUGAGUACGGUGCUGGGUUUCUUGGGAUUUGGCACGGGUUUUUCGGCUGGGAUCGUGAUAGGGUACUACCUCUUCGUCUACUUCCAGCCCACUGAUGUUAAGGAUCCUAAAAUCCGUCCACUUGUUGAACAUGAUUCAAAAUCUUUGGAGCGCAUGAUUCCUGAGAUUCCUUUAUGGGUGAAAAAUCCAGAUUAUGAUCGAGUUGAUUGGCUAAACAAGUUUCUAGAAUCAAUGUGGCCUUAUCUGGAUAAGGCAAUCUGCAGAAUGGCAAUGGAAAUUGCAAAGCCAAUAAUUGCUGAAAAUAUUCCAAAGUAUAAAAUUGACUCUGUUGAAUUUGAAACAUUUACACUGGGUUCCUUACCACCAACCUUUCAAGUUCUGGGGAACUUAUAUCACUAUCAUGCUUGCUCCCGUCAUUGCUAGUCUGCAUCUAAGUUUCAUCAAUAAUCGUAUUAAAGCUUACAUUACGGAGGAGAAGGAACUGAUUAUGGAACCAUCACUGAAAUGGGCUGGAAACCCUAAUGUCACUGUUCUGGUUAAAGCAUUUGGCUUAAAAGCAACUGUACAGGUGGUCGAUUUGCAAGUCUUUGCUUCACCACGUAUAACUUUAAAGCCAUUGGUCCCUAGCUUUCCUUGUUUUGCAAAAAUCCUUGUGUCUCUCAUGGAGAAGCCACAUGUCGACUUUGGACUAAAACUUGUUGGAGCAGAUCUUAUGGCGAUUCCUGGUCUCUACAGAUUUGUUCAGGAGACGAUCAAAAAUCAGGUUGCAAAUAUGUAUCUCUGGCCUAGAACAUUGGAAGUUCCAAUUAUGGACCCUUCAAAAGCUGAAAAGAAGCCUGUUGGAAUUCUAUAUGUGAAGGUUGUCAGGGCUCAUAAUCUGAGAAAAAAAGAUCUCCUGGGUAAAUCAGACCCCUAUGUGAAACUUAGGCUUACAGAAGAAAAGCUUCCAUCAAAGAAAACUUCAGUGAAGCACAGUAACCUUAACCCUGAAUGGAAUGAAGAAUUCAAAUUAGUUGUCAAAGAUCCAGAAACUCAAGCUUUAGAGCUUAUUGUUUAUGACUGGGAAAAGGUCGGGAAACAUGAGAAAAUGGGCAUGAAUGUUAUUAAGUUAAAGGAUCUUACCCCAGAUGAAACAAAAUCUUUGACGCUUGACAUGCUUAAAAAUAUGGAUCCUAACGAUGUUCAAAAUGAGAAAUCACGUGGACAGAUUGUUGUGGAAGUGACAUAUAAGCCCUUUAGGGAAGCAGACCUACCAAAAGAAAUCAGGGAGGAUGCAAAUGUUGUAGAAAAGGCGCCUGAUGAUACUCCAGCUGGUGGUGGUUUGCUCGUUGUUAUAGUUCAUGAAGCUCAAGAUCUUGAGGGAAAACACCAUACAAACCCAUAUGUGCGAAUCUUGUUUAGAGGGGAGGAGAGGAAGACUAAGCACAUCAAGAAAAAUAGAGAUCCACGAUGGGAAGAGGAAUUUCAGUUUGUCUGCGAUGAGCCACCAAUUCAUGAUAAACUGCAUGUAGAGGUACUAAGUAGGCCACCAAGCAUCGGCAUACACUCCAAGGAAAAUUUGGGUUAUGUCGUCGUUAGCCUUGCAGAUGUUGUGAGUAACAAGAGAAUCAAUGAAAAAUAUCAUCUCAUUGACUCCAAAAAUGGUCGGAUUCAAAUUGAGUUGCAGUGGAGAACUUCAUGAAGUUUUGUUGAUGGAGAAUUUCAAGCAUUGAAGUACUAUAUCCCAGAAUAUAGGAGAGAAUCUUUAUGCUUGCGCAUAGUACAUGUUAUAAUGUAUUGAAGAUGAAAUCAUGUAGAUAUUGGACCAAACAAUAUCUUUUUCCCCCAGUUUUUUCUUAGAUUUAUUGUGUUUGUGGAUAUAGAUUUUGUUGAUUGGUAAAUUCAAAUAUACACAAAUUCAUGCUUAAUGAAAUGUUCUAUGUGAAUCAAAUCA
This is a messenger RNA of Elaeis guineensis (African oil palm), 2333 nucleotides long. RefSeq names its product synaptotagmin-2. Gene Ontology annotation, cellular component: endoplasmic reticulum. The record is from RefSeq and is a predicted model, not a curated record. Gene Ontology annotation, molecular function: lipid binding. Lineage: Eukaryota; Viridiplantae; Streptophyta; Magnoliopsida; Arecales; Arecaceae.